GGCAAACGUUCGUAGAUGCUGUACGCAUCGCCUUACCGUAGUGUGCUUAUUGUCGUUGUUUGGUUAUCAGUUUUCGUAUUAUUAUCAUAUGUCGCUCGGUCAAUACAAAUAAACUUUAUCCAGACUUGACUGUCUUUACUUAAUCUCAUAUAUUUUCUUGGAAGUACGGUCAAUUAGACACCAUGACUGUGCUAACGAGUGACGAUAAAACGCCAAUGAAUCGCGUUAAAAGUACUGUGUCUUUUGCUGCUAUGCUCGAAGAAACCAUGAACAUUAACGACGGUGAUCACAGCGAAGAAGAAGUUUGUGAACUCAUACCCGAAGAAUCGCCAGGGAGGACAAGAGUUUUUAGCAUGUCCAAGGAUCGUCCUAUCACGAGAAUUCCGACUAGGGUGGAAAUGAAAACUUUAACCCAUAAAGCUAAGAGACCGGCCGUUGACAUUGAAUUUCACGAUUUAAUUUACACUGUGGAUACUACAGCAGGAGAACGAACAAUACUAAAAUCCGUGAACGGCUUCUUUCGCUCCGGGCACCUAACAGCUAUCAUGGGGCCUUCUGGCGCUGGAAAGAGCUCAAUCAUGAACAUUCUUGCUGGAUAUGUGAGAAGUGAUAUUAAGGGGCAGAUUUUAACAAAUGGUCAUCCUAGAAACAUGCAACUUUUUAAAAAACUUUCUAGUUAUAUUAUGCAAGAUGAUCUUCUGCAACCUAGACUUACAGUAUUAGAGUCAUUGACUUACGCCGCAAGAUUGAAGAUUGGUAAUGAGUUAUCAAAAGAGGAUAAAUGUAAAGCUGUCGACGAAGUAAUCGAAUUAUUAGGGGUAACAAAGUGUCAAAAUACAUUUGUAGAAAAAUUAUCUGGAGGGCAACGCAAACGACUAUCCAUAGCAUUGGAGUUAGUCAACAAUCCUCCAGUUAUAUUUUUAGAUGAACCAACCACGGGUUUGGAUUAUUUUGCGAUAAAACAAUGCAUGUCUUUGCUUGUUGAUCUUGCCAAGCAAGGAAGAACUGUAAUUUGUACAAUUCAUCAACCAACUUCAUCUCAGUUUCAUAUGUUCGAUCAUGUUUAUAUGUUAGCCAGAGGUUCGUGUAUUUAUAACGGAACACCUCGACAACUUGUCCCAUUUUUGGCACAAGUAGGACAUGUGUGUAAAUCAACAUAUAAUCCUGCAGAUUUUGUGUUCGAAGUUUUAGAUAAUGACACCAUAAAAAACUUGAAUAGGGAAAUCCAAAAUGGAAAAAUUAUUUUAUGUGACGAAAUAAAUGAAUCGGAAAAAAAACCACCAGUUGCAAAACUUUGUCGUAAUGAGACUUUGGCUGUAUUACCACGUGUAUUUGAUAAUUUGGAAUCGUCAAACAAAAAGUAUCCUGGACAUUCAUCGUCGUUUUUGACACAAUUUUCAAUUAUAUUAGAUAGAAAAACAAAACAAAUUUUAAGGAAUUCCACUGCCUUAUAUAUAUCAUUUUUUCAUCAUCUGAUCUCAGCUCUUCUUUUGGGAAGCAUAAAUCUGGGUAUCGGAAUUGACGGAGAUAAACCAUUUGAAAACUUCAAGUUUUGUAUUAGUAUAGUCGUAUUUUUUAUUUACACUUAUUGCAUGGUCCCAAUACUAACUUUUCCUGGUGAAGUAAAAUUAAUACGUCGUGAAUAUUUUAAUCAUUGGUAUGGACUUAAGUCAUAUUGCUUAGCUACUUAUGUUACAUCAAUCCCUCCAUUAAUUAUUUUUGGUGGACUCUUCUGUUUGGUUGCUUAUUUCAUGAGUGCACAACCUUUGGAUUGGAUAAGAUUGACCCAGUUUAUGGUGUCGGGAUUAUUUACUGGAUACAUAUCAGAAGGUUUAGGAAUAUUAAUAGGAUCAGCUGUGAAUAGUGCCACCGGUGCCGUAUUAACACCAGCCUUGGUAGCCCCUCUAUUAGCAGUUGCUGUUUAUGGAAUGGGUUUUGGACAAGUGAUUGAACCUUUCAUGAAAACUCUGAUGGGACUGAGUUUUGUGAGAUAUUCUUUAGUAGCUACAAUAAUAUCUUUGUAUGGCAAUGGUCGUGCCGAAAUGGAAUGUCACAGUCCAGAUUUAUAUUGUCAUUAUAAAAAUCCUGAACUAUUGAUGAAGGAUUUGGGGAUGAACGGAGAAUCAAUGACACGCCAAUUUAUUUUACUUGCUCUGUUUGGUUUUACAUUCAGAUUAGGAGUAUAUUAUGUAAUCAAGAUUAAAAUGACAAACAAAGCAUUGAGAGAUUUACCACUUUUCUUCAAAAAAUUAGUUCAUAGAUAAUUUUAACAAUUUAAAUAAUUUAAUUUUUACCUGAUAUUAUGUUGACGUAUUAUUAAAAAGCGUUAUUUUAAAUUUUA
Daktulosphaira vitifoliae (grape phylloxera) is the source of this 2341-nucleotide messenger RNA. RefSeq names its product ATP-binding cassette subfamily G member 4-like. The transcript is spliced from 11 exons. Gene Ontology annotation, cellular component: plasma membrane. Lineage: Eukaryota; Metazoa; Arthropoda; Insecta; Hemiptera; Phylloxeridae. The coding region runs from base 183 to 2264 and encodes 693 amino acids. Gene Ontology annotation, molecular function: ABC-type transporter activity; ATP binding; ATP hydrolysis activity. The record is from RefSeq and is a predicted model, not a curated record.